AUAGUUGAAUUCCUAGAUCGAUAAUCAAGGUAUGGAGAACGGAGCGCGGAAACAAGAAUCAGCGGGUGAAAUGUGGUUUGAGAAAUUCUACGAGCCAGUAUUCGAUUUACAAGAUAAUGAAUCAGUUUUAGAUGACGAAUUCGCCAAUAUACGUGAGGAAAGUAUCUUUUCGAGGACUCAAGUUCCUAUAUCUAAAAAUGAUUUUGAUAAAAUAAAAAAUGUAUAUGAAAGAGUUUGGCUAAUGGAAAAAAUGAAAGAGGAUAACCUCAAAGACGAAGAGGACGACGAAAGAAACAUUUUAAGCAAUGAUUUUGACACAUCCAACUGUAUUUGGACACAAAACGAAAUAGCUACAAUAAGAACGGAAUAUAUGAAGAUAAAGAAAGAAAAUUCAAGAUUAAAUGCUUUAAUAACGCUAUAUAAACAACAAAAUGAAGAAUUAGAAAAGAAUGUAAAAGAAAUUUAUAAAAGAUAUGAAGAAAAGCAUAAAAAAUAUUUUGAAGGGAAGAAGAAAUGUGACCGAUUACAGAUUUUAUGUAAAAGUUUAUAUAAAGAUGUUGAAAAGUGUACACUUCGAGUUGAAAAGUUGGAAUAUUUGUUAUGUUCACUUCGAAACGAAAGAAUUGAUACUAAUAAAGAAGUUACGCAACUAAAAACCAAUUUAAAUGUUGAAAUUGUUCGACAUCAGAGUGAUUGCGCUAACUUUGAAAGAGAAAGGAGUAAUCUUGAAGCGUCUUUUAAACAGAAAGAAGAUGAAAUAAGAUUAGGUUAUAGUCAACAAAUUUCGAGGUUGGAAUACAAAUUGGACCAAUUGACGGAUGAACUUGAAAAAGAGAAAUCCGAUCAUAAAAGAACUCUUAAGGCAUUAGAACAUUUAAGAAGGCAUUUUAUGACUGUUAAUAUUGAUGAAGAUAAACAAUCAGAUGAACUAGGAGAGUUUGUUAGAGGUUGA
This is a messenger RNA of Dimorphilus gyrociliatus, 952 nucleotides long. The record is from the annotation of a GenBank genome assembly. Lineage: Eukaryota; Metazoa; Annelida; Polychaeta; Dinophilidae.